AUGGAUGUAGAAUUGUACAUAUACGACCUCUCCAAGUAUUCGCUUCCCCUGACAGGGAUUCAGAUGGAUGCCAUCUACCACACAUCGCUCGUGGUCAAUGGUGUCGAGUACUACUUCGGCCAGGGCAUCCAGACCGCGGCCCCUGGCAGUACUCACCAUGGCCAGCCGAUGGAGAAGCUGCACAUGGGCCAGACCGAGCUCCCACCCGAUGUGAUCGAGGAGUACCUGGGGUCAUUGGCAGAAAUCUAUACUCCCGAGUCAUACGAUCUAUUUCUGCACAAUUGCAAUAACUUCACCCAGGACUUUUCCAUGUUCCUGGUCGGCAAGAGUAUUCCAGAUCGUAUCCGAAACCUGCCACGAGAUUUUCUCGAGACCCCGUUUGGUCAGAUGCUGAAACCCCAGAUCGAGAACGCUCUACGCGGAGUCACGCAGGGUACUGGACCGGGUCCAGUUCAGCAUCCAACAGCUCGACCUGCUGCUCCUGCUGCUACUAUUGCCGCUGAAUCAAGACAACCAACAGGCAUGGUCCGGAUGGUGAGCAAUCUCCGCCAGCUGGAGGGCGAGCUAGCUUCCGCGACGAAUUCCUGCGCAGUGAUCUUUUUCACGUCAUCAACAUGUCCUCCCUGCAAGGUCGUCUACCCAACCUAUGACGAGCUUGCCGCGGAAGCGGGUGACCGCGCGACUCUCAUCAAAGUCGAUGUUGGGUCUGCAUACGACAUCAGCACGAAAUACAGCGUGCGCGCAACGCCCACCUUCAUGACCUUCCUCAAGGGCAAAAAGCUGGAUGAAUGGAGCGGUGCCAGCCCGGCCCAGCUUCAGGGAAAUGUUCGCAUGCUGCUGGAGAUGGCUCAUCCAGCUCAUCCUCACCGAAAUCUCCGGCUCUCCAGCCUACAGCGGUCGAUCAACAACUUUGUCACGUACAAAAAGGUUCCACCCCUCGACAAGCUCCUCCAAAAGCUUCCCGCAGCCUUCAAACAGGAUCCGGCCAUUGCACCGGUGAUUGAAUUUGUCAAGCUUCGGCACUCUGCUGCUCCAGCUGCGGACGUGAGAGCUCCAGACCUACCCUCCUUCGCAGCGUCAUUACAAUCUUCCUACGCCACUCUCCCCAGCGACAGCCACUUCGCAGUCGUCGACCUCGUCCGUCUACUCUUCCUAGACCCGCGCGUGAGCGGCUACUUUGCAGAAGAGACCAACCACACCACCCUCCUCACGCUCCUCUCCCCCCUCUCCCACGAGGAAGAAGACCUCACCUCCGUCCCCUACAACCUCCGCAUCGUCGCCCUCCAACUAGCCUGUAACCUCUUCAGCACAGCUCUAUACCCCAUCCAGCUCGUCUCCUCCACAUCUCCCCUCCGCACAACCUGUCUCCGCCUCGCUAUCAACUCCCUACUCGACUCUCACCAGAACCUGCGCGUCGUGGCCGCCUCCUUCGCCUAUAACCUCGCCGCAUUCAACCACAACGCCCGCUUUGGGGGAAAUCCAGACCCCCUCGCCGAGGAAGACCAGGUCGAGCUGAUGGCGUCCCUGCUCGAGGCCAUCUCGCGCGAAGAGCAGAGUCCCGAGGCCCUGCAUGGCUUGCUUUUUGCGCUGGGCUUGCUAGUCUACGAGGCGCCGCUGGACGGCGCGCUGGUGGAUCUUUGUCGCGCCAUGGGCGCCACGGAGACGGUGGCGUCCAAGUCGGUGGUGCCGGCUUUGCAGAAGGAGCCGUUGUUGAAGGAGGUGGGGGCCGAGUUACUGGGGAAUGGGCUGUAG
Penicillium riverlandense is the source of this 1752-nucleotide messenger RNA. RefSeq names its product bifunctional C97 family peptidase/thioredoxin family protein. Gene Ontology annotation, molecular function: peptidase activity. Bases 1 to 1752 code for a protein of 583 amino acids. The record is from RefSeq and is a predicted model, not a curated record. NCBI's taxonomy places the organism in Eukaryota, Fungi, Ascomycota, Eurotiomycetes, Eurotiales, Aspergillaceae. Gene Ontology annotation, biological process: protein modification by small protein removal. The transcript is spliced from 3 exons.